AUGGACUUUCUUGGACUAGAUGGUGCAUUCAUGAAGGGUCCCUACCCUAGUAUGAAUCUAACUACCGUGGGAUUAUAUGGAAACAACUGCACUUACCCAGUGACAUAUGGUGUUGUAGAGUCUGAGAAAUACAGCUCAUGGACAUGGUUUCUAAAAAAUCUUGGUGAUGAUUUGGAUUUGACUACCAAUUCAAACUUCACAUUUAUAACUGAUAUGCAGAAGACUCUAGAGAAGAUCAAAGGUGAAGCUUCAGAGUAUAGGGCUGUGUUUUGUGGAAAUGGGAAGUAUCAGGUUAUAGGUGGUGAAUGUGUGGACCAAUGCAUAGUUGACAUAACACAACAUACAUACUCAUGUAACAAGUGGGAGGUCACUGGCAUACCAUGCAAGCACACAAUUGUAGCUAUAUGGGAUAUGAGGAGAAAUAAUGAGAAUGUUGGGAUACCUAAAACAUGGGUUCACCCAACAUACUGGUUGAAGACAUGGCAAGACAUGUAUGCAUUUAAAAUUGAACCAAUUAAUGGGAGGAUGAUGUGGGCAAAAAGUCCUUGUCCAAUAAAGUUACUACCACCAAAACAUCAUGUGCCUAUUGGUAGGCCAAAAAAGAAAAGAAGAAGACCUGCUACUGAAGAUGAUAGUGCUACAGGGACCAUACCAGUUAGGUGUUCAAAGUGUGGAAAUAUUGGGCAUAAUGGUAGGAGCUCCAAGGGGCAGGCAGUGGGAGGAUUACAAGUCAGUGGUAGUGAUGUGGGACAGAAUGCUGGUGUGGGACAGAACUCAGGAUUGUUCUUGCUCCAUAAGGGACGGAUCACAGCUUUAGCUCCACAAUUGCAUCUAACUGCCAUUUUUGUUGGUUGGAGAAGGGCCAAAGAUUCCACCUUUUUCCGGCUAAGAUCACAGUUUCCGGCCAAACUCUUGCCGCUGAUUGAGAUGGAAUCAGGAACUUGGAGGCUGAUUUUGUCUAUGGUACCACUGCUUUUGUAUUUGCUAUUCAUCGUCUACUUCGAUUAUAACUCUCCAAAGGCUACAACAAGUGGCUGCAGUCUCUUUCCUCAUGAUCAUUUCUGGAUUUCUAGCAAACGCAUUGUGACACCCCAUGAGAUCAUUUCUGGUGCAGUUGAGAUUAAUGGAGGAAGCAUCGUAUCUUUGGUUAAAGAAAAAGAUUGGCAAGGACAAGUCAAGAAUGAACCAGUGAUUGAUUAUGGAGAAGCUGUUUUGAUGCCUGGUUUAAUUGAUGUGCAUGCACAUCUUGAUGAUCCAGGAAGGGCAGAAUGGGAAGGAUUUCCUUCAGGAACCAAGGCUGCUGCUGCUGGUGGGAUAACAACAUUGAUAGAUAUGCCUCUUAAUAGCUUUCCAUCUACCGUUUCUAAGGAAACCUUAAAACUUAAGAAAGAGGCUGCAAAAGGGAGGAUUUAUGUUAAUGUUGGGUUUUGGGGAGGUCUAGUACCCGAAAAUGCAAUUAAUGCAAGUAUUCUAGAAGGUCUCCUAAACGCCGGUGCUCUUGGUCUCAAGUCUUUCAUGUGUCCUUCAGGAAUUAACGACUUCCCCAUGACAGAUGCUACCCAUAUCAAGGAAGGGCUAUCUGUAUUGGCCAAGUACAAGAGACCUUUGCUUGUCCAUGCUGAAAAACAGCAAGAAUUGGAACUGGAAGAUGGUGUUGAUGAUCCGAGAUCCUAUUCUACAUAUCUUAAAACCCGACCCGCCUCAUGGGAAGAGACGGCCAUUAGAGAGUUGCUGACAGUAGCGAAAGACACUAGAGUUGGUGGUCCGGCUGAAGGAGCUCACGUUCACAUUGUUCAUCUCUCCGAUUCACGAUCCUCUCUGGAAUUGAUAAAAGAAGCAAAAAACAAUGGUGAUAGCGUAACUGUUGAAACUUGCCCGCAUUACUUAGCCUUUUCUGCAGAAGAGAUCCCAGAUGGCGAUACUCGUUUCAAGUGCUCACCACCCAUUCGCGAUGCAUCCAACAAAGAAAAUCUCUGGGAGGCUUUAAUGGGCGGAGAUAUCGACAUGUUAAGCUCUGAUCAUUCACCAUCUGCACCGGAGCUUAAACUAUUUGAGGAAGGCGACUUUUUGAGGGCGUGGGGAGGUAUAUCUUCGUUACAGUUUGUACUUCCUGUUACAUGGUCCUAUGGGCUUAGAUAUGGUGUCACUUUGGAGAAAUUAGUUUCAUGGUGGAGUGAGAAGCCUGCUAAACUUGCUGGCCAAGAUCUAAAGGGAGAGAUUGCAAUCGGGAAGCAUGCGGAUAUUGUAGUUUGGGAACCGGAAAAGGAGUUUGACCUUGAUGAAAAUUAUACCGUACAUGUGAAACAUCCGAGCAUAUCGGCAUACAUGGGUUCAAGACUCACCGGAAAAGUUCUGGCAACUUUUGUUAACGGAAACUUAGUGUUUGAUGACGGAAAACACGCUCCCGAUGCAUGCGGUACAACUAUCCUAGCAUGAUUGAUGGUGAAACUUGCCGGGAAAUUUCGAUUUGUGUUCUUUUCGGGAGAGAUUUCUGGCUUUUGCAUUUGUACCAGAGGGUGUAAUGUUGCAUUUUAGGGGAGAUUUUAUAUAAUUCAUGUGUAUACGUAAGUGUGUUGGUUAUAGUUGAAGGUUAGUGCUUUAUAAUGUGCAUUGUGUAGAAACCAGAACACAAAAAUACAAAAUAAUCGAACCGAAAACUUGAUAUUGAUUGAUUGCAAACUGUUUUUGGAAAACUCCAGACCCAAAAAUUGAAUCAUAAGUACGUC
Messenger RNA from Lactuca saligna, 2726 nucleotides. The record is from the annotation of a GenBank genome assembly. Lineage: Eukaryota; Viridiplantae; Streptophyta; Magnoliopsida; Asterales; Asteraceae.